UGAGUAUGUAUUUAUAUCAUCCAAUCGCGCGUCUGUAUUGAAGAGUGUCCUGAAUGACAAAACAAAGAGCAAUGUCGGACGCAGGUUUUAAAUUUGAUCCUCCAAGUUCGGCGAGUUCAGCAUCUGACAGUGGUGAGGAUGCAUUUCGUCCAGAUAGCCCUGAAGAUGGCAAAAAUGUGCCUGCACCUCGAUCGCCAACAAAAGUACCUAAAAGUCCCUCCAAACUUACCCCAGGAAAGAAGAAGGGUAGAGCACCAAGCAGCAGUAAUAAGUCCAGUAACAGAGUAGUGCACACUGCUGGUCGUACAUUGUACACAUCAGGAAGACCGCCAUGGUACAACUUUCAGGGUCAGCUCAAAGAGCCUUUUGUAAUAGGUAUUUGUGGUGGUAGUGCCUCUGGUAAAACUACAGUUGCCAGGAAGAUAAUCGAAGCCCUAGAUGUUCCCUGGGUCAGUUUACUCAGCAUGGACUCUUUCUACAAGGUGCUAAACAAAGAUGAACAUGAAAAAGCUGCAAUGAAUGAGUACAAUUUUGAUCACCCUGAUGCCUUCGACUUUGAACUGCUUAUUGAAACCUUGCGGAGACUGAAGGAUGGGAAAAAUGUUGAAGUUCCCAUCUAUAACUUCAAUACUCACGGUCGGGAAACACACAUGAAAACAAUUUAUGGUGCUAAUGUGGUGAUUUUUGAAGGCAUCAUGAGCUUUGUCAGCAAAGAGCUUCUUAAGUUGAUGGACAUGAAGGUCUUUGUGGACACAGAUUCAGACAUCCGUCUUGCUAGGCGACUCAAACGAGACAUCACUGAUCGUGGUCGUGACUUGGAAGGGGUGUUGCACCAGUAUAAUAAGUUUGUCAAACCGGCAUUUGAGCACUACAUUGAACCUACAAUGAGUUCUGCUGACAUCAUAGUUCCAAGAGGUGGUGAAAAUGAUGUCGCUAUCAAUCUUAUUGUGUUGCACAUACACACCCAACUUCUUAAUAGAGGCUUCAAACUGCGGUCAAAGCUGGCAUCGUCAGCCACCAAUGGACUACCGAUGCCCAGUACUCUGUUUGUCCUAGAUAAGACCCCACAAGUCCAUGGUCUUCACACAUUUAUAAGGAACAAGGAGACACCCCGUGAUGAGUUUAUUUUUUAUUCCAAGAGGCUAAUGCGACUGCUGUUUGAGUUUGCCAUGUCCAUGUUACCAUUCAAAACUGUGAAAGUUGAAACAAGUCAAGGAGGAGUGUAUGAAGGGAAGAGACUGAGUGCGGUCAAGGUGUCUGGUGUGUCCAUCCUGAGAGCUGGUGAAACAAUGGAGCCAGCCCUGUGUGAAGUGUGCAAGGAGAUCAACAUAGGGAAGAUACUCAUUCAGACGAACAUGGACACAGGGGAACCAGAGUUACAUUACCUGCGACUGCCCAAGGACAUCAAGAACCAUUACAUCAUGUUAAUGGAUGCCACUGUUGCCACAGGCGCAGCAGCCAUGAUGGCUAUUCGGGUAUUACUUGACCAUGAUGUGAAAGAAGACAACAUUACUCUUUGCUCCCUACUAAUGGCCCAGUCAGGUGUGCAUUCCGUUGCCUAUGCAUUCCCCAAAGUGAAGAUAGUGACAACAGCUGUUGACAAGGAAGUGAAUGAAAAGUUCCAUAUUUUGCCAGGCAUUGGAAACUUUGGGGACCGUUACUUUGGUACAGACUUUAUGUUUAGCACAGAACAAUACAACUGACCAAUUACUUGACAAAACUGAUUCAGUUGGUGAACUAGCCUCAUGAACACUAGCCAGUCAGAGUAACAAGAGGUUUCCUGCACAGAAGACAGCGGAGUCCUUCUUGACGAGUUAAACAAAUCCUAUCUAUCACCUUGCACUGGAUAAUCAUGCGACAAGAUGGUUGAAGCGGUGUGACCAUGGCAGAGGUAAAUGUUGGUAUACAAGGGAUGGUAGUGUGGCUGUAAACACUGUGUGUCAAACUGCCUUGAACAUGAAUUAAACUUAGAAUUAGAAUAAGAAUAAAAAUAUUAAAGCUCUUGUUAUUAAGUUUGAAAAUUUCAAACAAUAGCAAUCUUACCUGUCUUAUUGCUCGUGCAAUCACAAUUUGUAAAUUACAUAUAUUUUUUACACAAUUUUAUGAACAUUUUCUUUUGGAAUUAGUUGUGUUUAAAUGAUUAAAUGCAAAUUCCACCCUUUUUUUCCGAAACUUAAAUUUUGUUAAUAUUUUUGUCACAUUUACUCUUUUCAUGCUGAUAUGUUAUCACUUAAUCUUCCAAUGUUUUAAUUAAUUGCAAACAGCAAUGCUACUGCUGCUGGUUCUUAGAAUUUCAUAUUGGAAUCAAAUUUUUUUCUCUAUAUAUAUUGUUUGUAGAGAAUGUAUCCAUGCUUUCCAUACUUGCGAAGCCGGUUCCUAUAUAGACCGGAAAUCGUUGCUCAAUCUUCUUAAUCUUUCCGCUUUGUUUCAAUUGUAUCCUCUUGAAUUUAAGUGAUUGAAAGCAAUUCGUUUUCACAUUUACUUAAGUUCUUUUUCUUGAAAAUUGCAUACUGCUGUCAUGUUUUGUGUUUCCUAACAAUUACAGGAAUUUAACUGAAUCUUGGCAAUCCACUUCAAUCUACUCUAACUGGCUUUGAGAACAUACCUGUAUCAUACGUGUCUCAUGACAUUCAUGGAAAAGAUUUCACUGACAAAGUGUCAAUGCUACUGUGCAAAAAUCAUAGUUAUGUCAAUCAGUGUUUUUCACUAUUUGCAUCCAUGCUGUAUGAUAUCAAUUAACUCUGUUGCGAUAAGUUUUUUUUUAUGUGCUUAUUGUUAUCUGUUGCUACGUUUUAAUAUGUACUUUUGUGCAUGUGGAGUGGAUGCAAAUGUUGUUUUAUGUUGCAAUGGUUAAAUGAAGGAUGUUUGCUUUGUGAGUUUUGUAUGGUUGAAAGAUAUAUAUGUGAAAUGAGACACAAGACUUGUAAAUAUGCUGGAAGUAAGGGGGGUAGUUUUUAGCGUUGUAAGUAAAAUCAUGGGUUUUUCCACAAUCACAUACUAGUAUCAGAUUUGAAGCUGGAAUCAAUUUCAUGACAAGGAUUUCACUAAAAGGAUGUUCUUUCACUUUUGUGUAUGUUAGUAGCUGAAGAAUUUCUGAUGUGAGAUAAGGCAAUAUUCAUUCAAGCCAUCUUUCAGUUUUGAAAACUGAAACCUCAUAACUUCAUGUAUUCAUAACCGUUAUUUAUUGCGGAAAAGAUGUGAGUAGUUGUUUGCUUUCGCAGUUUUCUUCAUUGAAAUAAUUAAUGAUCAUUGAGAGUAAAGAUUGUAGAAUUAGUCAUUCUGUUUGAUACUCUAAAGCUCUGUCCUUGUAAGAUGUUGUACGUCAUGAUCUUCGUAAUGAUGACCUGAGUCAUUCACAGAAAGGAUCCCAAGUAAAUACCCUCAAAAUAACAAACCCUUCUGUAAUGAUGCUAGUUUGUAGGAAUAUCGUAACAUACGGUAGAAUAUUGUUCACUGUCAUUUGUUAUCAUUCAUUUGUUGCACUUUUUCCAUCAUGUCAUUAUGUACUCAGGAUGUUUUGAAUGGAUCAAAAGGUUUUCAAUAUUCCAUGCCACAGUGCAACAAUUUUAUCUUCUUUUCAUACAACUCGCUUGAAAUGAAAUACAUGAUUGACUGAAUGACACAUGACUGAAUAUGUGUAUUAUCCAAUUCAGUUUCAAUCUGAUUAACCUACCCGAUUUAUCUUACAAUGUUUCAGGUUUGUAUUUGUGAUUGACAGUUCACAAAGUAAGACAGCCUCUUGUAUAAUCAAAAAUCACUGAAACUGUCACUUCCCGUUAUAUUUGUAGAUGUCAUAGUAAUACAGGGCUCGAUAUUCACACUAUCCCACUGACCUGGGUCUAGUAAAAUGUUGACAGGACCAGUGCAACUUUGAUAAGUGCUAUCCCGACGGUCUAGCAGAUAUUUAAGGCUGUCACUAAGAGUCCCUUAGCAGGACCAGUAUGAAUCUGUAAGGACCAGUGAUUUUUAAAAGUUACUGGUCCUGUGGUCUUGUUUGGGAAUUUGGGUGAAUGUCAAAUCCUGGUAAUAUUGACUUCGUCAUUUUCCAAAUAUUCAUUAUGUACAUGAUUGUAGUAUGCCAGCUAGUCCUCACCAGGUCAUAUAUACAUACAUAUGAUACUGGCAUUACCAUUCUAGAUAUUCACAUUGAUUUCUCUCACUUAUUCAAAUUAUGAUGCAGGUUUGUUUGCUUGGAUCAAGAGCCUCUCAUAUAAAUCAGCUUCAUUGAACAGAUUUACUAUGUACAAGAUGUACUCAUCAUUUACUGUUUUAUUGAUUGUGUUGAUUGCAACAUUAAGGUUGUUCUGUGCUUUCAUUGUUACGAUGUAAACAAUGGUGUCUACAGAACACAAUCCCAGUGAUGACUAGAUGCACAUGUCUCUAAUGAUACUCUAUUUGUUCUUUGUAAGAAAAAGCACCAGUAAAAUGCCUGGUUUUCAGUAUUUAAGCUGACAUGUUAAUGUUCACCGGUAAUAAUUCCUGUGCAAUCUCAUCUUUGAAAUUUUAUCACAGUGUCUGUACACUAUUUUUCAAACAUACACUGCAGUAUUUUACUGGCUAGUAAAGUCCAUUGUUUUCCUGAUUUCUAUCCAUUUUUGAAGAAGAUGUGUGGCGGGCAGGAAGAUGACUGUUCCCAUUACUGUUUUCUUUCUCUGUUAUAUACAGGUAUUGGACAUUGACUGAUAUAUGUCUUGGAGUGUACUUUAAGGGCUGUUUGUCUCCUCACUAAGUAGAAAUACAGCAUACCUUUGACUUGUAACCAAGCACUAACACUUUCAGUACCCAUGUUUCAGUAAGCCUGGUUAUAAGAAUGGAUCAUGCAAUACAAUUACGGAUGCGUAAUGGAAGGGAAGUCACAUCAGUGAUUUCCUGUCUUAAUAUGAACAUUUAUGAGACAGAUGUAGUAUCGCCUUUGUUGCUUUGCCAUAGUUUCACUGAGCUAAUUACUUCUCAAUGCUUGACAGUUUUCUGCCCAUCACUCAUGAGAGGUGUUGUGUCUACUCUUAAUGUUUUCUAUUGAAUCUCAAGAUACAUCAGUGCAAUUUCACAUUUUAAUGGUACAAUUAAACCUUAUUUUGGACUGGUUUAGUAUGUUAUGUUUAAAUAAUGAUUUGUUAGCACUAUUGCAUUUGUUAGAAAAAUCCAUCUUUAACUUCCUUUUAGUGUCACUAAAAUCCAUCUUUAACUCAGUCAACCAUCUUUAUGAGAUUUGGACUCACUAGUGAUGUGGAGGUAUUUUGGGGCAUUAUGAGGAUUAUUGUGAGGUGGUGAUAAUUUGUAAUAACUGAUGUUGGAGUCCUCAGACUGAUAAACCUAUUAUCUUUGCAUUUAUAAACAUCCCAACAUUUACGAGGAAUAUAUAAUUUUACUGUGGACUUGAUAAGGAACUGGCUUUCAGAAUGUACAACGUAGCAUUAAUACAGUGUUAAACGACACCAAACAAAAUGUUCAUCCAUGUUGAGGGGAGGUAAAAAGAUGAUCUCACAAAUAUAUUGUUUUGGGGUUUUUCAUUUACAAUUUCAACCUCUUCAUCAGCAAGAUGUCCCAGUGAGUUUAAUGUAUUGAUGGAUGUGAUGUGUGUAUAAUUUCUUUAGAUUAUAGAUGUAACUGACUCGCAAGACUUUCCAUGAAAGUUUAAUAUGAUAGUCAAUCAUUAUGUAAACCUGACCAAUGAACAUGGCAAACAUGGCUCCUUAAAUAUAGGCAUUUCUAGUUUCAGAGACAUUUAUUUGUAUGGUGAGUAACUAGAAAUAGUGUUGGAUGAAAUGAGGUUAUCUUUCCUUUACAAAGUGAUCUGAGCACUAGUAAGAUUAUUUUAUGUCACAGUUCUAGUAUGAGUGCCAAAAAACUCUUUCAAUUACUGUUGCUUGGUGUAAGUGGAUUCGGUGAUAACACAUGUUCAAUAUGUACUUGGACCCUUCACCAAACUUGUUGAAAGCUUAUUGAUAAAUUACACAGCUGGAAUUUAUCUAUGUAGUAUGUAUGUUUAAUGAAUUGGUUUAUGAGAUCAUUUUCUUGAUUGCAUGUUGUCAUUUUGAGGGUCAUGGAUGAUGGUAUAG
This is a messenger RNA of Haliotis rubra (blacklip abalone), 6059 nucleotides long. Its product is annotated as uridine-cytidine kinase-like 1. Gene Ontology annotation, molecular function: kinase activity; ATP binding. NCBI's taxonomy places the organism in Eukaryota, Metazoa, Mollusca, Gastropoda, Lepetellida, Haliotidae. The record is from RefSeq and is a predicted model, not a curated record. Bases 54 to 1703 code for a protein of 549 amino acids. The transcript has 14 exons. Gene Ontology annotation, cellular component: cytoplasm.